Budorcas taxicolor (takin) is the source of this 923-nucleotide messenger RNA. RefSeq names its product transmembrane protein 54 (gene TMEM54). Lineage: Eukaryota; Metazoa; Chordata; Mammalia; Artiodactyla; Bovidae. The transcript is spliced from 7 exons. The record is from RefSeq and is a predicted model, not a curated record. The coding region runs from base 66 to 821 and encodes 251 amino acids.
GCGGCGGCUGCGGCCGGGAUGGAGCCCCGCUGAAGCCGCCGCGUAGACGCGGCGCCGGAGCCAAGAUGUGUCUGCGCCUGGGUGGCCUGAGCGUGGGUGACUUCCGGAAGGUACUGAUGAAGACGGGGCUGGUGCUGGUCGUGCUGGGCCACGUGAGCUUCAUCGCAGCCGCUCUCCUCCACGGCACCGUGCUGCGCUACGUGGCUGCCCCCAAUGACGCUGUGGCUCUGCAGUACUGCGUGGUCGACAUCCUCUCUGUCACUUCUGCCAUCGUGGUCAUCACCUCAGGCAUUGCAGUCAUUGUGCUCUCACGCUACCUCCCCAGCAUCCCCCUGCGCUGGACAGUGUUUAGCUUGAGUGUGGCCUGUGCCCUUCUCUCUCUGACCUGUGCUCUCGGCCUCUUGGCUUCGAUCGCUGUGACCUUUGCCACCCAGGGCCGGGCACUGCUGGCCUCCUGCACUUUUGGGGGCCCCGAACGCCUGGCACUGGCACCCGACUGUCCCUUCGACCCUACACGCAUUUACAGCUCCAGCCUGUGUCUCUGGGGCAUCUCGUUACUGUUCUGUGUGGCAGAGAGUGUGUUUGCUGUCCGCAGCGCCCAGCUCGCCCACCAGGUGCUGGAACUGAGGCCCUGGUUGGGGAAAAGCAGCCAUCGCAUGGGCCCCUACCUUGAAAACUGGGGCAACAGUCUUCUCCCCCAAGACAAACGGGAGAACACAGAGGCUCGGAGAACUCAGCUCUCCCAGAUGCAGGAGAGUCCAGAACCCGUGGAGGACCCUGACCUGCCAAGCCGCGCUAGCUCCGGGCCCAUGACCCUCUGACAGCUGAUGCCUCAUCCAGGCCCCGUAGCCACUGGGGCCCUGCAACCAAGUCCACACUGAGAUCAGGCCAGUAUUCCUGGAGCCAGCCAAGAGGGCUCAAUG